UUCAAGUCUUAGUUUCAUGAGCGAUUACCAAGCAGAGGCUACCACAGCAAGGGUAGCAGCCAGGGUUGCCCGUAAACUUGUCCAGCCUCGAGCUCAUGUGAGUGAGUCAUGACGGCGCAUCACGUUGUGUAUCAGCUUUGAGGUGCUGAUUGAAUGCUGUGGCAUCAUCCUUCCUUCUUGAUUUGAGAGAAUUCCAGAGGUGACUCAGCAUCCAGAUCACUAAGGACAGGUGGCAUUGGCAAGGUCUGGCGUCUUUUGGCGCCCCGCGGCAGAGCUUGAAAACGCUGGGUUUGCUGCCACGCGUCCUUCUAGAAGCAAGAAGAUGCUUCGAUAGGUCAGCAUUAGGUCAGCAAUUGGUGACUUGGCACACUUGGCAGCGGCACCCGAUGGCGCUCUUUGGCGUCCUCUGGCAGCUUUCCCAGCUUCUUUUGAUGGGGUGCAAUGGGCCCCACCUUCAUUUCUCAAAACAACAAAGGGUUCAUCUCUGGAAGGAGCCCUGGAGCCAGCUUGGAAGGUCGCAGUCCGUGGUUAGCGCGUCGUGCACACAGGCGUCUGGCCAUGCUCAGGCUGGUUGGUCAGCAACAGCGAAGUGCAUUGACAGCCGCGCCGCACGCCAGGUUACAAGCAGACAGCAGAGAUUACAACACCAAAACACCAGGAGUCGGCAGCCUCGCUGUUUGCUGAUAAGAAGCGCGCUCCUGCUGCAGUAUCGCCGCCUUCUUCUAUGGACUCGUUCGGCGCACCUCUCAAUGAUGCUCUCCCACCGUCAGGCAUCAGAGAGCUCGUGGCGAGCGCGGCCAGGGGCUUUCUCACCAACUCAAAGAGAGGCCACCGCAUCUAUCGGAAGGUGGCAGGAACCCUGUGCCAGCGAGCUCGAGAGGAGCUCGGGUUUGCAGGCCUCCUCUGGUCGAAGGCUGCCUGGGAUGGGAGCCUGCAUGCCGCGAUGGCAGGCCUCCAGGCGCUGGCGGGCACCGCAGACACUGGCCUGCAAGAUGAGAAGGUUCUGACCUCGAUCAGGGAGGCCCACCUGGAGGGGCUCAAGCAGCCAGCGACUGCGUCCAGCGGAGUCUGCAGAGCGAGGCAACGACCGCCCCGCCCUGCGACUCACCGUGCACAAAGUACGGCAGCUCAGGGCCUUGCGCGCUCGUUCUGUGGACCAGAGGAUAUAGUUCCGUACGCUCUGUACUGCCACAAAUGCGGCGCCAGUGCAGACUGUGGGUUGCGUGGAAGCAAGGAAGGGGGGCAAGUGAAGUACGUUUGCGAUGAGCACGCAGACUCCUACCGCUACUUUAGCAUCGACAAGGACCGUGCAGCGCUGGGACGCGCAGAAGCUAAGGUCGUUGGGCAGAUGGACCAGACUCGCAGUCAGUCAGCUUACAACCAUACUUUUCAGCGAAGUGGGCUGUACUAUAAUUCAGCGCCCAAGAGCAGACGCCUCACAGCAACGCUCCUGAUCAUUGGGGGAAUCGAGCCCAAUCCCGGCUGGGGGGGCAACGAGGUAAGCGAUUCUGCGGCUCAAGACAGGACAACGCUGGGAAGCGACAUCGACAGAGGGUGGCCACUCAUCCCACUGCCGUCGCUGGAGGAGGUUUACGGCAGUCCGCCGCUGCGCCAAGCCCAGAGCAUGCAUUCAGAGUUCGAAGCGUGGAGGAGCCAAGCACGUUUGAGUGAGCAGAUGAGUGGCGGCAACCAGCGGUCGGCUACGAGUGCGGCCAAUGAGUCCGGGUCGGAGCUGUCGGAUUCGGAAGACGAAGGGGAGGACAUUGAGGGGGCGGAGUUCGAGAGCGUGGACGAGCCUCAAGACGUGGAAACAUCCAGGGAUCGCGCAUUCAUCGACGAUGAAGACGCAAGCGAAGAUGAAGAGAAUGAGGUGAUUGCGCAAGGCAGGUUUCGUGCUGCCAGGGAAUCGAGCUCCGACUCGGAUGUCCCUCUGCUUCUGGCUCGGCGCUUCAAGCCGCAGGCGCCGGGACGAGCGACCAAGGCGCUCCAAACAAGCUGCCGAGCCCGUUCUCCGUCCUCUUGGUCGAAAGCUUCGGCCGAGGAAGGCAGCCCUUCACAAGGCUCUUCCUCUACGGUGAGCGUCGGGGGUUGGGCUGAUCAGCAGCUGCCGCCUGCUACUGGUGGCCGCAUCCGGCCGCAGCGCUCUGAGGAAGCCGCAAUGGACACGGAUUCCGGGUCGGACGAGCUUCCGGGUCUUCGUAAGCGGCGGGUGCUUGAUGGGGCAGCCCGCUCUCCACAAAUCAGGCGGCGCCGUCGGGUGCUGCUCUCAUCAUCAGAGUCUUCGGGUGGGAAUGGCAGUGUUUUGGCACGGCGGUGUGGUGCUGCUGGUUCAGAGGAGGAGGUGCAGCACAGGGGGCGCGAGGAGCUCGUGCCAAGCGAUGACGACCCGCCAGAUCCUGAGGACGAUGGGGGCUUCGUGAUCGUGCCGAGUCCAUGGCGACUCAUGAGUGACGGUCAAGUGGAUGUGGAGGGCGUUUUGAGAGCAAACGGGGCUGCCCCGACGACGGAUGAGAAGUCAGCGGACGAUCUGCUGGACCGUCCAAGCCCGUCCUCCAGCGACCCGCAUCCUGCCACCCCACCUCGCUCCGCUCCGACUGAGCCGGCACCUGAGCUCCCAUACUGUCACCCUAAGUACAUGCGCGACACGCGAGCUAGAAGGCGUGGCUGUUGGUGUCAUCACGGUUGUCAUCUGUGAUCUUUAAAAAGGAUUGUAAGCGACUGUGACAACUAGUCAAAAGUUGCCUCUCGGUAUAAGCAAUCAAGUAGUAAUGGUGCAACUUUUGACUAGCAUGUAAUUAUGAUAGCCAUUCCAACCUGACUUCGGAAUCUUCAUUGAGAUAUAUGGUCCGGCGCUCAUGAUGGCAUCUAGCAGUCAAAACUUGCCUUAUAUGCAAGUACGACCAUCUUACAAUGAACAAUGUCCUCAGUGAUAUUUGAUGGCGCAACGGUAGGAGUCAAAAUCCCCUUCAUAACACAAGCAACGGUGCAACUUCUCACUUUGUAAGUAAAACACGUAUCAUUACAAUCGACAACUCCUUGAAACGAUUCGGGAAAAAAGGCGCCAACCCUUUGCCUCAACAACCAAUAGAUUAUGUUUAU
Molecule: messenger RNA, 3099 nt
Organism: Klebsormidium nitens
Lineage: Eukaryota; Viridiplantae; Streptophyta; Klebsormidiophyceae; Klebsormidiales; Klebsormidiaceae
Source: the annotation of a GenBank genome assembly